AUGAUCAUCCAUUGCUGUCCUAUCCUUCUUAUCUGUGAUGUCACUCCUGGCUGGGAGGUGCCUUCUUCCCUCGGUCUCAGAACUUUUACCCCGUGGCUUAGCGCCCCCGUGGGUGGGUGGGAGCUCCCAGGUCUGAGGGUCCCCAAACCCUGGGAGUCCACAUAUCCGGGUGCCACCCUCGAACCCGUCGGGGGUCCUGCUGCCACCCGGAGACCCCGCACACCCACCUCUUCGUCUGGUCCGCCCGUCCCGCUCGGGCUCAGGUUAGGUCGUUCGGGAUCCAACAGAUGGACGACUAGGAGCGGUCAGGCGGAAGGCGCCGCGACCGAGAUCCCAGGCCCGCUCAGCAACCGUCCCUGGGAUUCUGCUAGCACCGCCUGUCCAGCCGCGCCAGCAGCCCCGAGGACCCCGCCCCGAGUCCCCGCGCCAGCCAAUUCCGGGGAGGGUCCCGCCCACCCUCGUGCCCUAUUGGGAAAAUUCAAUUUUGACGGCCACGCCCCUAACGGAGGCCCCGCCCUUCGCGGGCCUUGGAAAUACUGGAUUGCAGUCUUGGGGCCACCGCUCUUGCAAACUUGGCUGGUCGAGUGGGCGUCGCCAGGAGGUCGCAACUUUGCGCCAAAGUCGGGGAGGGCGCGCGAAACCGGGAUAAGGAAAAUGGAGCCUCCAAGAAGGUGUUGUGGCCAGCCCAGGCACACAGCCAUCAGUAGUCGAGCAGGAUUUGAAUCCACGUCUUCCUGA
Molecule: messenger RNA, 738 nt
Organism: Rangifer tarandus platyrhynchus (Svalbard reindeer)
Lineage: Eukaryota; Metazoa; Chordata; Mammalia; Artiodactyla; Cervidae
Source: the annotation of a GenBank genome assembly